Messenger RNA from Dama dama (fallow deer), 2979 nucleotides. RefSeq names its product AKNA domain containing 1 (gene AKNAD1). The transcript has 14 exons. Bases 228 to 2411 code for a protein of 727 amino acids. NCBI's taxonomy places the organism in Eukaryota, Metazoa, Chordata, Mammalia, Artiodactyla, Cervidae. The record is from RefSeq and is a predicted model, not a curated record.
AGCCAACUUUCAACUAUUGAGGAAAGAAGAAAGAUGAUUUAGAAUAACCGGAUUGCUCAUCUGUAUUGCAAGAUCCUUCAAGCAGCUCACUACUUGAUGUCCAGAGAUCCCGGGAUGGAGAUGAGGACACACAGUGAAGACAAUUAAUGAAAACCAGAAGAUCUAUUGCUAUAAUUAAGGACAUCAAGAUCAGGAGCAACUGAUAAAGGAGGUCAGGCUGCACACACAUGGACAAAGCCUAUUUCCUGGAAGACACAACUUCUAAGCAACAGGAGGAUUUGCCUUAUGAUGAUGGUUUCUCCCAAGUUAAGAUAUACCAUGGUUAUAAUCUUACCUCAAGAUAUGACAUCCCUGAUGUUUCAAAUCAAAUGAAUUUAACAGAAGAUGAGUCUCAAGAAAAGGCUACAUAUAAAGAGACUUGCCAAGAGGCAGAUAUGACCAUGACUUUGGAUAAAACGACUGAAAAUGCUGUCAGCAAAACAUGUGAUAAAGAGAAUCAAUGCACCAUAAAUCUUCCUAUUCCAGCUAAUCAGGAAGACACUUCAAAGUCAAAUAUUUCUGAUGUUUUACUCCAUCACCUUUGCAAAGAAUUCUCCAAAGAUCAAGGCAUUGAUUGUGAAACUCUCCCAGAGAUCUCUAAUAAUGACAGUUUUGAUGAAGCUAUUAUUAAAAAUAUUAUUGUGUGGCAUGUUAAGAAUUCUUGGCCAACAGAACAAUCCUCAGAACUCACUGACCAACUCAACUCCAAAAGGGAUGAUGAAAAUAGCAAUAAGCCCAGUUGUUCUCUGACCAUGACAGAGGAAAACACCUCCGAUUCAGAUGAGUUAGUGGCUGCUGGAGAAAGCAACCAUGAGGAAAAUUCAAAUUUUCUAACUAAAAUCAAGAGUCUACAUGAUAAACAAAAAAGUUGCCUAUGGCAGAUACCUCAGAAACAGGCUGAAAAAGUAAGCUCUGGCAACAAGUUCAAAUAUGGCCAUAGUCAAGUUUAUUACUGGUUCUCUGAUUUCUCUAAGGUUGCUCCCAAAGUGGAAAUUCCUAAAAAUAACAUAAUUGACAAACCACUUAUAACAGAUCCACAAGCCAGCUUUUCUCCUAAAUUGAGAGAGAAGUCAGCUGUUGUGCAAGGUAUUUCAGAAAUCACAUCUAGAUCAAAUUAUGUUGAAAAACAAGAGCAGACAUGGGAAACUACUGAACCUUCACAACAGGUGGAGAUGGAGCCCACAGUACAUAUCCACCAAGAACAUCUCGCAGGAAUAGAAUCUGAGCCGAAUCUCUCUAAGUUGCCAUCAACUUCUAAGGAAGACCCUUCCUUGAGUUCUUCUUACAUAUUUCAAAAGAUAUCCCAGGGGAAGGAGAUGUGUCAGAAGUUAAAAGAACAGACUGAUCAACUGAAGGCUAAAGUACAAGAAUUUUCCAAACGCAUAGCACAGGAUUCUCCCUAUCAUUUUCAACACAGAAGGCUGGUCCUGGAGAAAUUGCAGGGACGCCUCGAACUGCUGGAGCAGGAGUUUCUGGCCAAGAAGGAGAAGCGCCUGACACUGAAGGAGCAAGUCCACUGGCACGAAUCCCGAGCUGUCAACGACUCUGAUCCAGAAAGAAAAGUAGAAGGUGAAAUCUUCAAGUUCGAGAUGCUACUUAAAGAUUUUAAAGAGAAAAUUAAUAAAAGCAAAUGUACUUCAGCUGUCUCUCUUCUCGUGAAUUCUCCAAUCAACCUGGAUGACUUGUCAUUCACAUCCUCUCCACCCUCAAAUGAGGAGAAGCCCAGCACCGCCUCGGGGAGGCAGGACCGUGCAGAGACGACCAGUGCAAGCUGUGCCUUCUGCCUCCGCCUACUUCAGUGGAAGCAAAAAACAGGGAAAAAAGAUCACAGAGGAAUUGACUGUGGAAGGUUUCCUAUUGCCAUUCAAGACAAGGUGCUGCACCCAGACUCAGUUCUCGGUUCUGAUACAGGACACAGCUGCUGUUGUGCAUCUCGGAUUGGACUGCAGAGUAAUUUUCAUUAUAGAUACAACACCCCAGGACAGAAUUUCUUUAAUCAUAGAGAAAGAAGUGCUUUUGCUCGGCUCCACUAUUUAAAUGAAAAUAAUUCUUCACCUACUCAUUCAGAACCAAAAUGGAUCUGUUUCCAGAGAGCAAAUCCCAAAUCCUGUAAUGAUGGAUGUGAACCCAUACCAAGAAAGUCAGACCUUGCUACACUCUCACCCCAUUCCCACUCCUGCAGGAUUUCUGAAAACACAUCCUCCAGCAACUUUAGCAGGAACAAAGAAACGGAAUCUGAGAUUUUAAAUUCGUCUUUGGAUCAUGCCCUAAGGACAGCAAUCAUUUUGAAACAAACUACUGAUCAAAUGAUUAGAACUAUUGCAGAAGAUCUUGCCAAAGUACAAAGAUGGAGGAAAAAGUUGAAAUACUAGUUUGAUUCAAGGCAACCAAGGAUUAAAAAACAAAUGCAGAGAAAACUUGAUCUUCCCUCCAAAGGUAUUUUACUUAUUAUACAACUUAUGAAGAUGACCUUCUAGAGAAAAUACCAAAAUUGCAAGAAAUGGAGGACACAAUUUUUUAAAAAAUGGACCUCUGAUUCUUAAAAAUCAAAGUCAACACAUAUUUGUUUAAAAAUAAAUGUUACUAACUUAUAAUAAAAGAAAUGAAAAUAGUAAAAUAUACUUUAACCUGUCAGUAUGGCAAAAACUAAAGUUUGAAAAACCCAGGCUGUGUCAGGGAAGAUGGGGGAGAUGAGUGCUCUCAUACACUGCUGGUAGAAGUAGGUAUUAGUGCAACUCUGCUGAAAGGCAACUCGAUAAUUGCUACCAAAUUCUACAAAUUCUAAAGUAUUUACCUUCUGAGCAGCAAUUCCAUUACUAGGAUUUUGCUUUAUAAGUCACUCAAACAACAUGUCACAUAAUUUGUAUGAGGAUGGCCACUGAUGGGAAGGGCUCACAAAUGGAACACAUCUAAUACCCUCUGUGAUGAUUCAAAAACAAU